Messenger RNA from Micropterus dolomieu (smallmouth bass), 1974 nucleotides. RefSeq names its product major histocompatibility complex class I-related gene protein-like. The record is from RefSeq and is a predicted model, not a curated record. Gene Ontology annotation, biological process: immune response. NCBI's taxonomy places the organism in Eukaryota, Metazoa, Chordata, Actinopteri, Centrarchiformes, Centrarchidae. The transcript has 7 exons. Bases 40 to 1074 code for a protein of 344 amino acids. Gene Ontology annotation, cellular component: external side of plasma membrane.
CUCUCUACUCGAUGAGUAGCCUACGUACUUCAAAACAAGAUGAAGAAGUUGUUUAUGUGUCUCCUCUUCUGUCACGUUGCAACUACAGUGAAACACUCCCUGAAAUAUUUCCUUACUGCAACUUCUGGAAUCCCAAACUUUCCAGAGUUUGUGGGUGCUGCAAUGGUUGAUGAUGUUCAGGUGGGUUACUGUGACAGCAACAUCAAGAAAGCAGAACCCAAACAGGACUGGAUGAAAAUAUUAAUAAAGGAUGACCCACAACACCUGGAGUGGUAUGCUUUGAAGUGUUCUGGUAAUCAGCAGGUCUUCAGAGCUAACAUUGACAGCUUGAAGCAACGCUUAAACCACACCGGAGGUGCCCACAUUUUACAGAGAAUGAACGGCUGUGAAUGGGACGAUGAGACUGGAGAGGUUAUUGGUUUUAAUCAGUAUGGUUACGAUGGAGAAGACUUCAUAGCAUUGGACCUGCAGACACUGACAUGGACUGCUCCAAAACCACAAGCUUUCAUAACUAAACUUAAAUGGGAUACUGAGAAAGCUAGAUUAGAAUACAAUAAAAACUACUACAUCCACAAAUGCCCUGAUUGGCUGAAGAAGUAUGUGCACUAUGGGAGGAGCUUUCUGCAGAAAACAGAGCUUCCCUCAGUGUCUCUCCUCCAGAAGACUCCCUCCUCUCCAGUCAGCUGCCACGCUACAGGUUUCUACCCUGACAGAGCCCUGAUGUUCUGGAGGAAAGAUGAAGAGGAGCUUCAUGAGGACGUCGACCACGGAGAGAUCCUCCCCAACAACGAUGGAUCCUUCCAGAUGAGUGUUGACCUGAAACUUUCAUCUGACACACCUGAAGACUGGAGGAGGUACGACUGUGUGUUUCAGCUCUCUGGUGUGAAGGACGACAUCAUCACCAAACUGGACAAAGCAAAGAUCAGGACCAACUGGGCUUCUCCUGCAGGGUUCCCUGCUGGUGCUGUUACUGGAGCUAUUGUAGGCCUGCUCCUCACAGCAGUCUGCAUCGCUGGAAACUUCAUCUGGAGAAGGUGCAAUAAUGGGUUCCAGCCUGCUAACAGGGGACACUGACGAAUAGAAGAGGAAGCUCAAAUCCACUGAUCGCAAUACCACAACAUUUUCCUGGACAGGAUUUUCUCAAAGAAAAAAAAACAUCUGAAGAGUAUUGAUAUUGCUGAAUGGGGUGUAACUCUGAGGUCAAGCAGAAUACACUAAUGCAAAUGGCCCACAGCACAUGUUCACUUAGACACGACUGACAGAGCUGAUGGUUGUCUGGAACACAGAGUCAUUUUGAGAGGUAAAAAAACUUCAUUGGUCAUCAGUCCUUUCAGUGGGACUCUGACCCACUAGCAUGUUAUGGGUACCUCGGACUGCUCUAGGAUCAGCACACUGGACAGCGGUCAUGAGAGUCUCCCAUGUGAGUAAAGGACAUAUGGGCUGCUGUGUUGGCUAGAAAUUCAGCACUUAAUUUUAGGUUGGUUCUCUUGUAAACAAGGAUCUGUUCUCCAUGACUUCAGGAAAGCUGCAGUAUAUAGUGAGAUAGAGAAUGGCACCAUGUUGAAAACGUUGUGUGUCAUGACUUGAUGAUAGAAGAAGAAUGAAUAAGUGAAAAUACUUUACUUCCGGCAGGCCGGUCUCAGUCUCAAUGAAUAUUUAACAUUUGUACUUACAGUCCAUGUUUGUCCUGCAGAGAAAAGUCAUCUAUUAUUACUGAAGCUGUGCAAUGCUCUCUCUCCUCUUUGUGUGAAUGAUGUUGUCCUCUUCUGCAUUUGUGUGGCCUGUCCUUGUUCCAGGACUCAAUGAUGGAGGUGGUGUGGAAUAGAUCCUAUUCAGUGAGCGACACCUGAAGCUGCUCACAUGUUCUCCUGGAUCCAUUCUCUUCAUCUAUGUUUUACAAUUUGGUAAAAACAGCAGUUUAAUUUCUAUGUGUUGUGUUCGUUCAUUAAAUUAUUGUGCAAGAAAAAUUCUCUA